Molecule: messenger RNA, 4391 nt
Organism: Vespula vulgaris
Lineage: Eukaryota; Metazoa; Arthropoda; Insecta; Hymenoptera; Vespidae
Product: CDK5 regulatory subunit-associated protein 3
Exons: 9
Coding region: 139-1569 (476 amino acids)
Biological process (GO): regulation of mitotic cell cycle; regulation of cyclin-dependent protein serine/threonine kinase activity
Cellular component (GO): endomembrane system
Source: RefSeq, a predicted model, not a curated record
CUUUCAACGUCUAUUUUAUGCUAAUAGUUCAUGAUUGAACUGAAUUGAGCUGACAGUUCUCAUGAUCAAAGUUGAAGUAAAUCACAGCAGCUGUUACAGUAUUCAUAUUAUAGUUAACUAAAAUACAUAUUAUUUAUCAUGAAUGAACAAAAUAUUCCCAUAGAUAUUAAUGUUGGUAGAUUGUUAGAAUGGCUAAUCAGUAGAAGACACUGUAAAAAAGAUUGGUAUUCGAAAGCUGUAAUUAUUAGAGAGAAGAUAACUGAUGCCAUAAAAGACAUGCCAGUUCGAGAUGAUGUAGCAUGUUUAUUAUCUACGAUUGAUAUCAAUUAUUUUGACUGCCGUAAAUUGGUUGAAAUUUUAAAAGAAACCGAAGCAAAUACCAAAAAUAUGUUUGGGAGAUAUGGAUCACAAAGAAUGAAGGAUUGGCAAGAAAUUAUGUCUUUGUAUGAAAGGGAUAAUGUAUACCUUGCAGAAGCAGCGCAAAUGUUGAUGAAAAUUGUGAAAUAUGAUAUACCCAGUCUAAAAAAACAAAUUCAGAAAUUACAGCAGAUGCAAAAUGAUUUAGAAAAAGAAAUAGAAAAACAUAAGAAAUCAGAAAGAACAGCAAAAGCUGAAUUCGAUGCUCUGUGUAAACAAUUAGAUAUUUCUGGAAAAAAUAUCAGAGUUGAAUUGGCUGAAACUGCUAAAACCGAAUUACCAAAAAUUUGUACAAAGAUAGCAGAAAAAACAAAAUCUCUCAGUGAUAUUGUUAAUUUUUAUGAAGAAUAUAUACAAUUUACAAAUGGAAAAGAAAUUAAUGCAGAUAGUAUGAAAUGUUUAAAAUAUGUGAUAGCAAAAGGAAAUACUACAGCAACAGAAUUUCUACAAAAAGAUUCAUCACAGUUGACAUCUGACUCUGAUUUCAACAUCACUGUUGUAGAAGAUAGUAAUGAAAAACAAACAGAGGAUACUUAUGACAUAAGAAUAGAAAGCAAUGAUUCUUAUACAGAUAACAUCACGUGCGAGAGUUCUGAUGUAGAGUUGAUACGUUUACAAGAUGAACUAACAGUAGACUUCCACUCUCCAACUAUUCUAGAACAUCAAACAAUGAUAGACUUUAUGAAUGAUUUAUUAGAAUUGGAAGCAUUUUUGAAAAUGCGCUUGUAUGAAUUUCAACAAGAAAGUAAGGAAAAUUUGGUAACCUUUAGUCACAUGCAAGAGGCAUCAGAAAUUGUUCAACUUUCUAAUUUACAAAGCGUACAAAGUAUGUUGGACAGAAUGCAAAAUAUUAUAUCUGACAUGUCUGAUAGCAAAUAUGAACAUUUAUACUCUAUCAGAAAUCUUCCAAGUUAUGCAGAUACAUUAACAUUAUCUCUACAACGAAAAUUAGCUAUGGUUGAGAGGAUGUUAAAAUAUCAAGACACUUGUUUACAAAAAAGAAAAGAAGCAGAAGAACGUAUAAUAAAUCUGCAGCCUCUAUUGAAUCAUGCAGCACAAAGAAUAAAAGAAUUACAAACUGAGAUAGAACAAGAUAUUUCAAAGAAAUAUCAAAAUAGAACUGUGCACAUAAGAGGAGGUUCUGUUUUGUAAUAAUUAUUAAAUUAUACGUUGAGUAAAACUUACACAAAAUAAUAUACAUAGCUAUUCUCCGAACUGUUAACUCAUGAAAUAAGAGUAAACUAAAACAAAAUCAUAUUUUAUAUUUUUGUAAUAUGAAUUCCUGAGGUAAACGCUGCUGUUAAGAGACGUGCAAUCUGUAAAUACAUUAUAGAGAACUAUUACGCUGCAUUAUAAAAUCUAUCUUUGGUAUAGUGAUACUAGUUUCUCAAUGAGGAUUGAUACAGUACGUGAAAUUACAUAAUCAUGAAAAGAUUUUGUACUAGUCUCCAAGGUGAUGAAGUACAAACAGCUUUUGUAGUUGGACAAGGGUAGCGGCGCAAGCAUUCUGCUAAUGAUCUAUCACAUUCGCACAAACGUUGUGCACACGAUCCCGAUCCUCCCCAUUUACCAUGCUCAACGGCUACAAAUUAAAAAAAUACGAUCUACUAUAUCACCUACAAUAAUUUUACUAAGAUAUAACUAACGAUAUACCUACCACAUACAGGUUUGUGACCAUGAUAACAUCUCCAAUAAUAGGGUGCUAUAUAUUCCAUGAAUAUAGGACAUUCUGUAGCAUCAUAACACCAAUCAUGCAUUUUACAACACCUAAAAGAAUAUUUUUUCGUUAGGAAAACAACAACACUUUUAUUUAUAUUACAAAAUUAAAGAUAUACCGAUCGAUUCCAUCAAUGACAUAUCCGGAUCCUAAGAAGCCACAAUAACAACCAUAUCCUUUAUAUACCAAAGGAUUACAUCCUGUAGCACACACUACCAUAUUGUAAAGAUGAAUGACACCUCUCUUAAAUCUUGUAUGAUUCAGCUGGAGACUUAAUGAUGAUCCAAAAGGUAGAGAUCUAUCUAUCUACCAGGUGGAUGACUUUCUCCUUCCACCAAACUCUCGACAGAGCGUGCAGCAAUGCGUUGUUAACUUCGACUGAUUUCGUACGUCUCCAUAUAUCGGAUAAACUUGUUCAUCUCCAGCGAACAGGGAGCGUCUAGUUGAUGCUUUGAGAAACCUACUGUUACACUUUCGUCGUAAGUUCCUUGAAGAAGGAGAAGGAGCUCGAUUCUCCAACGACGUCCGUUUCAUACGUUCAUUCUCUUCGGCUUCACUCUCUUGACGAGCUCGGGUCAAAGGUAAUCUUAUUUUUUCUUUUCUUUCCUUCAUAUAAUAUACGUUUCGUUCCAGUAACCUGAAAGAUCAGAGUGCACUUACAACCAGAUGACAAGCUUAUUAAAUUAAAAAGAUCUCGCGAUUUUCGCUGUUACCUGUUUUUUGUUUAGUCAACUUUCUCCGAGAACAAAGAUAUCAUCGAUUAAUUUUUUAUAUACAACCAUAAAAUAUAAUGUGCUUUGCAGUCUCGUAUUAAAUAAAAAAUAGUUCAAUACGCCAUUCUCUCAUGAUACUUUUAUACGUAAUGAAGCACUAGUUCAGGAAACGGAUUGUAAAUUCCUAUCAACCGAUCCGAUUUGGUCCGCUAAUUCAUAGGAUCUAUUCGUAAAAUCAACGUCAGUUCCAAGUAUUGUUCCAAAGAGAAUAAAGAAGAUAUAUUAACAUUUAGAAAAUAAAAUGAUACGGAUACAUAUACGUAAUAAUUCUGGAAGCAUGGUUAUUUAAAUAUGCAAAUACGGGUAAACGUAUUUCAAAUAUGUACUACCUCUAAAAUGAAAGUUUAGGCAAGUGUUAACGGUACACUCUCAUGAUCAGUAAGCGUAAAGUGUUUUACGCGUACUCGCCAAUGUGGGUAAUUAGAACAAAGGAACGAAAUGUAUCGAAAAUAAUUUACGUUGACGAGUGGUAUAAAUAACAUCUAAUGUCAAUGAUUUUUCUCAUCUGACACGAGCUAACGUCACAUUUGAUACGCUUUAAGCGUUGUGUUGUGAUAGUCUAGCAUUCUUUCAAACCUCAUAAUUAUGACUGUGACAUCGGAUAAUAACGUCGCGUCGCUCAGAAUGCAAUGGUAAUUGCAAUUGUAGAUUACUCCAGGUAACGCGUUAUGACGAAAAUAUAAACAUCAGGCUCUGAAAAAGUCAUGAUUAGUAACAAAAUUUUUGAGUUUUCUAUCAUUUUUCUAAUUGCUGCGCAUAAUUAUAGUAAAUGGUAUAAUAUUUUUAUUUCUUCAUAUUAGAAUACAAGAUUAUUUUAUUUUGCAUUUGUAAAUACAAAAUUAUAUAUGUAUAUGUAUACAUGUGUGUGUAUACACACCAUUUAUAUAUAUACACAUACGAAAUCGUCAAUGACCGACACUUUAUACAUGGCCUAUCUGUGUAACGAGGCGCAUCGUACCGCAACUUUGCAGGGCACAUCGAAAUUCCUUCGAAACACAUUCGAGUCGUGUUUUCAACAGUGCAACUAUAUAAGACUAUAUUCAAAUAUAUUUAUCAAUCUUAUCUUGUGGAGAUUGUAUGCCGUGAGAAAAAAAAACUAACGUAACGGGCUACGAAAAGAUGAGAGAAAUUCACAGCAAAGAGAGAGAAAGAAUAAUAAACGAAAUUAAAUCUUAUGUUAUUCGACCUAAAUUAUAUUAAUUAAGCUGCUAUACUUCUUUGUAUUCUUCUAUAUAGGAAGUUAGAACUAACAUAAAUACAUUAUUAAAUAAGCUUUGAAAUAGUCAUACAUAAAUAUAAGAGAUGUGAUCUUUAAGUUAAUUAAGAUUUUGUUGUUAACUAUAAUUACCAAGCCUAAUUACAGAUUCCAUACCUCCGUAGACAAUCGUAGUUCCAUUGCUGUCCAACGCAACGAUUGGUUUAUUUACUUUGAAACUAUCUGCUACCUACUCAAAAGGUCAAAUAAUAAAGCGACAUAAAUACGA